This is a messenger RNA of Cryptococcus deneoformans JEC21, 1897 nucleotides long. RefSeq lists its product as hypothetical. Gene Ontology annotation, biological process: amino acid transmembrane transport. Lineage: Eukaryota; Fungi; Basidiomycota; Tremellomycetes; Tremellales; Cryptococcaceae. The record is from RefSeq and is a predicted model, not a curated record. Gene Ontology annotation, cellular component: vacuolar membrane. The coding region runs from base 245 to 1690 and encodes 481 amino acids. The transcript is spliced from 11 exons. Gene Ontology annotation, molecular function: amino acid transmembrane transporter activity.
AUCAAAUCUCUAUCGUUCCUUGAGUUCUCUUCAAGCGUAUGGGGUAUUGGGCUCAGCUGACCGCGGCUAGCGAUCCCGAUUUACCACCGCUCUGAAGGUAAAAGCGCUGGAAAAGAAUGAUACAUACUUCACUGCUGAAGAUAAACCAACUGCUCCACAGCAAGUUGAUUGACCAAUAUAUGAGAGAAUUACUCCCCCUUCCAUCUCCUUUUCAAUCACAGACAAAUCAAUUAAACAAUCAACAAUGUCGCAAGAUCCGUACACCACCAAAGCAUCCGAUGUUAAUAUGGAUGACAACACGAGUACCGACAAGAAUGUCAGCCUUUCAAGAGUAGUCACCGCUCUUGAGCCGGAGCAGGUACAGGUAGUAGAUGGUGUUUGGGGUACUCUCGAUGAAUCUGCACCUAACUAUCGAAGUCUUGGCUGGAUAAGAGCCAGUGUUCUCAUGAUCAAAGUCCAAAUAGGACUAGGCGUCCUUGCUAUUCCAGCUGUCCUGCAUACUUUUGGUCUUAUCCCUGCUAUUCUUAUCAUAUUCGCUGUUGCUGUUGCCACCACUUGGGCGGAUUACGUUGUAGGCGUGUUCAAGCAGAAUCAUCCCGAAGUUUAUACUCUGGCAGAUGUUGGCUAUAUCAUGUGGGGACCUAUUGGACGAGAAGUGUUUGGCGCUGUCUACUGGAUUCAACUUACUGCUGUCGCUGGGGCCGGCCUCCUCAGUAUAUCUGUAGCUCUAAACGCAAUGUCAGGUCAUGGGACUUGCACUAUCGUCUUCGUCGUUGCCGCGGCCAUCAUCAACAUCCUUGUAUCUUCCAUUCAAACACUCGACAGAAUUUCCUGGAUUGGAUGGAUAGGCCUUGUUGGUAUUAUGUCGUCCGUUAUCGCCCUUGCCAUUGCUGUAAGCGUUCAAGAUCGUCCCAGUGCAGCUCCUGCCACCGGUGAUUGGUCUCCCGAUAUCGUUCUUGUUGGCAAUCCCUCCUUUUCUGCUGCUAUUGGUGCCCUAUCCAACAUCAUUUUCUCCUUCGCCGGUGCCCCCAACUUCUUCAAUAUCGUUGCUGAAAUGAAAAAUCCCAGAGAUUUUAACAAAGCUCUCAUCUCCUGUCAGACCUUCGUAACGGCGGCAUAUCUUAUUAUUGGCUGCGUUGUUUACCAUUACUGUGGCCAAUAUAUUACUUCUCCAGCUCUAGGAUCGGCAGGUAUUCUUAUGAAGAAGGUGUGUUACGGUCUCGCAUUUCCUGGCCUUGUGGUCGGAUGCGUCCUGAAUACACACCUCCCCGCCAAAUACAUUUUUGUUCGCUUGAUGAGGAACAGCAAGCAUUUGAGUGCGAACACUAUCCAGCAUCGAGUUAUUUGGAUUUCCUGUGUCGUAUUUAAUUGUACCGUCUCAUUUGUAAUCGCCGAAGGUAUUCCAAUUUUCAACGACCUCAUCGGACUCAUUGGGGCACUCUUUGCGACUCCCAAUGCGAUCAUCUUUGAGUGUAUGAUGUAUAUCUGGGAUGUCUAUUACUGCGCCGACAAGUAUCCUAGCCAGCAUACCUGGAAACAGCGAUCAAUUCAAGCAUUCAACGUCAUUAUUAUGCUCCUCUCGAUAUUUGCCAUGGUAGCCGGGACGUAUGCCGCAGCCGUCACCAUACGAGACGACGUGGCGUCUAACGCCACCUCAAAGCCCUUCUCUUGUGAUGAUAACUCGGGAUAGCCAUGAGAAGUUGAGUAUAGCAAAUGUCCUACCGUGUGAUUAUUGGAAUUGGUAUUUUGCCCUCUUUUACCAGCAUUUCAAAUUAGCAUUUCAUUCCCCUUAACUUUCAAUUUGUGUCUCCCAUACGUAUGGCUGUAUAUGAUGUAACUUAGGAGCGUUGUUUGGAUAAAAAGGUACUCGCUCGGUUGUAUGCAAACUCCUUGGUCC